Synchiropus splendidus (mandarinfish) is the source of this 4266-nucleotide messenger RNA. RefSeq names its product fibulin-2-like. The coding region runs from base 112 to 3567 and encodes 1151 amino acids. Gene Ontology annotation, molecular function: calcium ion binding. NCBI's taxonomy places the organism in Eukaryota, Metazoa, Chordata, Actinopteri, Syngnathiformes, Callionymidae. The transcript has 17 exons. Gene Ontology annotation, cellular component: extracellular region. The record is from RefSeq and is a predicted model, not a curated record.
CUCCCAGUCUGCCGAGACCCUGCGUGGGUUUGUCUCACAAGUUCACUGCGGCGGAGCAGCGGCGCGACGUGAAGACAAAGACGAUUCUUAUCAAGCUGAAAGAGGAGCGGCAUGGACGUCAUCAGGGUGGUGCUUCUAACCUGGACACUGCUGUGGGUGGACCUUUGCAUGACCCAGAAGGACUGCACGGGCGUGGAGUGUCCCGUCCUGCACAACUGCAUCGAGUCUGUUCUAGAGAACGGCGCCUGCUGUCCGUCCUGCACUCAGAAAGGAUGUACCUGCGAAGGCUACCAGUACUACGACUGCGUCCAAGCAGGUUUUCGAAAGGGGAAAGUCCUUGAAGGGGAAUCUUACUUUGUGGAUUUCGGAAGCACAAAGUGCUCCUGUCCUCGGGGAGGGGGGAAGAUAAGCUGUCAGUUUAUCAUAACCUGCCCUGAAAUUUCUCCCAACUGCAUUGAGAUUCUCCAUCCUGCUGAUGGAUGUCAACAAUGUGGGCGAAUUGGUUGCUCUCACGGCGACAAGAAGUACGAGGCAGGUCACUCUUUUCAGCUCGAUCGCUGCCAGGUUUGCCAUUGCCCAAACGAAGGGGGGAGACUGAUGUGUUCGCCCAUUCCUGGGUGUAAUAAGCAGAAGUGGACCACUACUACAGAGAACAACAACCCGUUGAGAGUCAUCAGCAGUCGUCAUGAGAGCCGCCAAACACAUCCAGAGCAGUUUUCCAAGCUGGCACAGAGAAACACUCUACCACUAUAUAAGACUGACCCUCCCAGUUUUGGCACAGAAGACUAUGACAACACACAAGCAGAGCCGACGGCUUCCACAAUCCAAAAAUUGGCCCUGCUGCUGGAAUCUACUACAGCCCACACAGAGUCAAGCUCGACUGGACAAGAUGACAGAAGAGGAUCACAAAGAAGCUCUACAUCUGAGGGAGUCAGCCCGGGUGAAGUUAAACACACCAUGGAUGACACCGCGACCAUCACGAGCCGCAGGCCGACACAGGGAACCGUGGACGGCAGUGUGAGACACAGCAGACACAGAGCCACGCUUGACGGUGUGAAAGACACAACAAGAAACAAGAGCCGCAAACACAAUGGGCAUCACAGACAUAAUCAUGCCAUCAGGAGUCAGGACCUGGCUCACCACAGCCAGCAAACGGAAGACAGCCAGUCUGAAAAAGCUGUCGCUUCAUACCCCACAAUCCAGUUCAGCCCCACCAGCCGAGCUCCAGUCAGGCUGAUGGAAGAAGAGGAGCAGCCCAGGAGACUAGCGCAAACCCUCCACAGCUACCAGACCCAAGAGGUAGAUCCUGAAGUGUCUGCCAAGGAGCUGGUGGAGACCUGCUGCGAGACGGGCCAGAAAUGGGCUUCGGCAAAUGGUCACUGCGACAACAUGGCGCCACCCACUCACGACAGACACUCCAUCUGCUGGAUGGCUCAACAACAGUGUUGCCUCGGCUCCCAGAGAGAAAGUCAGUGUUCGGCUGGAAUCGCAGCGGCCCAAGGGGGGAAGACAUGCGAGGACAACGACAAAUGUGGAAUCAAUUCCUAUAAGGAGUGCUGCUCCUGCUGCUCUCUGGGGCUGAGGUUUCGCGACGAGGGGCUUCAAUGUAAAGCCCAUCAAGAUCUGAGCUUCCAGUGCCAGCACAUUUUCGUCGGCUGCUGCGAGGGAGAGGAGGUGUCGAAAAAAGACCCCUGGCAGAGAAUCAGAGAGAGACCUGCCCUGUGCUCCAUGCCGCCGCCAAGGAAAGUUUCUGAUGACCUCUACCCAAAAGAGGCUUUUUCCAUUGGUGGAGAUGCAGAGGAAGAGAAUGGUGUGGAGGUUCCUGGAGAGGACGUGGACGAGUGCUCGAUAUAUGAGGGCAAAAUCUGCCACCACAGAUGUGUCAACACGCCCGGCUCUUUCCGCUGCGAGUGCUUCCCUGGAUACGUGAUGCAGGACGACGCUUUCACUUGCGCGCCAGAGACCGUGGACGAGGAGAACACACUGAGGGAGGAUGAUGACAGAGCAGCAGCGAAGCCUACCUCAGCCCUUCCUCUCCCCACGCAGCAUGCCUCUCAACUCGACCCCUGCGAAGGUAACCUCUGUGAGCAACAGUGCACCCCACAGGCUGGAAGACCACAUUGCUCCUGUUUUCCUGGAUUUUCUUUGAAUGCUGAUGGACAAUCCUGCAAAGAUGUAGACGAGUGUGUAUCGCCGCACGCCUGCCAGAUCAACGAACGCUGCAUGAAUACUGCGGGGAGUUUUAUCUGCCAGAGACUGAUCACCUGUCCCCCGGGAUACCAGAGCGCCGCAGGCAUCUGUGAAGAUGUCGAUGAGUGUGCGCAGGGGACCCAUAACUGUGGCCUCGCCUUCCACUGUGUGAACACAGAGGGGUCGUUCAGGUGCAACCCCAAACCUCGCUGCUCAUCGGGCUUCACAUUUGACGUGAAUGGCAACUGUGUAGACAUUGACGAGUGUCACGCAGCAACACCACCAUGUGGCUCUGGCUUCAACUGCAUCAACACAGUGGGAUCAUACAUUUGUCAGCGGAAGAUGAUAUGCAGCCGCGGGUAUCAUACGAGUCCUGAUGGGUCCAGAUGUAUAGAUGUGGACGAGUGUCAGAGCGGUCUGCAUCAGUGUGGGGACGGACAACUGUGCCACAACAUGCCAGGCUCCUACCGGUGUGAAUGCCAGGCUGGAUACCAGUAUGACUCCUUCAGGAGGAUGUGCAUGGACGUAAACGAAUGCUGGCGCUACCCUGGACGUCUGUGUGCCCAGACCUGCGAGAACACCCCGGGCUCCUACCUGUGCUCCUGCACCUCUGGCUUCCGUUUAUCCAGUGACGGCAACAACUGCGAAGACGUGAACGAGUGUCUGAGCAGUCCCUGCAGCCAAGAGUGCGCCAACAUCUAUGGCUCCUACCAGUGCUACUGCAGACAGGGCUACUACCUGAGAGAGGACGGACACACUUGUGAAGAUAUUGACGAGUGUGCACAGAGCAUCGGACAUCUGUGCACAUACAAGUGUGUCAAUGUUCCUGGCAGCUACCAGUGUGCCUGUCCUGAAUAUGGAUACACCAUGUCAGCCAGUGGACGCUCCUGCAGAGAUAUUGACGAAUGCUCGACCGGCGCCCACAACUGCUCUCUGGCCGAGACUUGCUACAACAUCCAGGGGGACUACAGAUGCCUCUCCUUCACCUGCCCUCCAAACUACCGCAAAGUAUCCGACACGCGCUGCGAGCGGAUCAGUUGUCCCAACUACCUGGAGUGUCAGACCUCUCCUCUGAGGAUCACCCACUACUAUCUCAGCUUCCAGUCCAACAUUGUCAUCCCGGCUCAAAUCUUCCGUAUCGGACCCUCCCCGGCCUACUCAGGGGACAACGUCAUCGUCACCAUCACCGACGGAAACGAGGACAACUACUUCAGCACCAGGAAGCUGAACGCCUACACGGGUGCCGUGUAUCUACACAGGCAGGUGGAGAGCCCCAGAGAUUUCCUCAUCCACGUGGAGAUGAAGCUGUGGAGACAAGGAACCUUCACCACCUUCCAGGCCAAGAUCUACGUCUUCAUCACGGCCAACUCUCUCUAACAGCUGCGGCUACAUACUUGAAUUUAACCCUUUAAGUUAUCACUUUGCUACUGCCCUCUAGUCUAAACUGUCUUUCCCCUGUUUCCCUCAAUGCUGCGACUAUGUAAAGUGAAAUCUCUUCAAGCUCCUCAACACUUCGUAUCACUAUUAUUUUUACAAAGCAAUAUUGAUACAUAAUUGUCUGCAAUUGACAACUUGCUAUAUACUGGAGUGAAUUUACAUAUUGUUUGCCACUAUUAAUGUAAAUAUUAGUGAAGGUUUAUCACAUAAGUGACCCUGAAAUGCAUCCAAUUACACAUAUUUCAAAUCUGCAUCAUAAUUAAGGCACUUUUUCUGUUUCAAAACGGCGUUCAAACAGAACUUAAAAUUUUCCAAAACCUUUGUUUAAUAAAUACUUUAUUGACUUUCAGCUCUACAAUAUCUGACUGUACCAUGAUCAGAAUUCUCAGUGGCCCAAAAAUGAGGGGGAUUUUGUUCAUCCCCCAAAACAAACAUGAUGUCCUACUGCACCUGAACAACUGGACAUGUUUCACCAUCUUAACUACGAGCUGCUGACUUACCUUUGAAGUAUUUUUUUCCUUAUUUAAUGUCAUGCAUUUUUGUACUCCUGUUUUAUUCAUUAAUGUUGGAUGUAUUAUAUUUUAAGCUUGGUUGAGAACAAACAUUUAUUUUUAGUAUGGUGUUAGAUGACCAUGUAGU